Molecule: messenger RNA, 696 nt
Organism: Postia placenta MAD-698-R-SB12
Lineage: Eukaryota; Fungi; Basidiomycota; Agaricomycetes; Polyporales; Adustoporiaceae
Exons: 2
Coding region: 1-696 (231 amino acids)
Biological process (GO): protein dephosphorylation
Cellular component (GO): cytosol
Molecular function (GO): protein tyrosine/serine/threonine phosphatase activity
Source: RefSeq, a predicted model, not a curated record
AUGCUGGCUUUCAGCAGUCCUGGCGUACAGUCCUCCCUCGUCGUCAAAUCUGCCGCUACCAUACGUCCCAGCGACCGCCUCGUCGUUGGGCGCGACGCUUCAUUGAUAGUGCCUCGUCUGUAUCUGUCGAAUCUCCUCACCGCAGAAGACGAGCAGCAGCUGACUGCGCUCGGCAUUACGCAUGUGGUGUCCGUUAUUGAGCACCCGCCCAACCUCCCGAAGUCGCUGCCUCAUCUGAGAACACUGCAUAUACCCAUCACAGACUCGAUGGGGUCGGACCUCCUGCGGCAUCUGGACGAAACGACCGCGUUCAUUCGGGCGGCACUCGCGGAGGACCCGCGAAAUAAUGUCCUCGUGCACUGUUUCGUGGGCAUGUCGCGUUCCGCGACCGUCGUCUGCGCGUUCCUCAUCGCAACAACGUCCAUGAACGCUGCCGACGCGAUUGGCUUCGUCGCGUCGAAGCGCUGCGUUGCCUCGCCAAACAUCGGGUUCCGCCGGCAGCUGGAGGAGUAUUCGGCGCGCUUUCAUCCGCCGCCGCCCCGCGUGUCGCACCGCAUAGCGAAGGUGAGCGGGGUGCUCGUUGAGCGAUUACGCUGGUGGAAGAGCGGGCCUACCGCUGGUGCGCCUAUUGCGGGGGCAGAGCAGGUCAUUCGGACCGUUGCUACGGAAGAGACAGUCCACGAUGGAUGUUUAUGA